Messenger RNA from Striga asiatica, 1366 nucleotides. Lineage: Eukaryota; Viridiplantae; Streptophyta; Magnoliopsida; Lamiales; Orobanchaceae. The record is from the annotation of a GenBank genome assembly.
UAAUAAUAACAAACCCCACUUGACACAUUCUCCACUGUAUCAUUUUACACCACUCGCUUUCUCAACAUUUCUCUUCACUGUUCACCAGCAGAGUUGAAACUUGAAAGUGUAUUUGGUCUACAAGCAAUUUUGAUUGAUCAAGAAAGUAAACCCAUAAAUAAAAAUGGAGUCUUUAAGCUAUGCUUUUGAGGAGAGAAGGCUGCCGUUCACAGAUCACACCGAUUUUCAGCUCGACAAUCUCACGAGCAAAACCCCAUUUCAAAACCCGGAUGAACAAUCCCUUUUUGUUCAUAUGAGUACUAUAGUCGAUAAUAGCACUCAUCAAUUUUUAGAACAUAGUUUGCCCGAAAUGACUAGAAAGUUUUUACCUAUUGGUCACGAAAGCCUAGAAAUUUCUUACAUGAGCACGAAUAGUAGUUGUUGUAAUGCGGUGAAGACAGUUCCCGAGCCCUCUCUACCGGCAAAAAGAGCGAAAAUUACUAAUAUGCCCUUAUCAGCACCGAUUUGUCGAGUCCUCGGGUGCAACAAGGACUUGAGUUCCUCAAAGGAUUACCACAAGAGGCACAAAGUGUGUGAUGUUCACUCGAAAAUGGCUAUGGUUAUUGUAAAUGGCAAACAGCAAAGGUUCUGUCAGCAAUGCAGCCGAUUUCACUCGCUAUCGGAGUUUGAUGAAGGGAAGCGUAGCUGUCGUAAACGACUUGCUGGCCAUAACGAGCGCCGAAGAAAGCCUCAGUUCGAAUCUUACUUUGGUUCCUCAUACUUUCAGACAAAUGCAUCAUCAAAGACCUCCUCUAUUUUCCCGAAUAUCCUUAACGACAACUUCUAUUAUCCACAGUGUAAUAACAACAAAAAUCCUUCGACUCGUGUCCCGUUUUCCCAUUUCGAGGAAAAAGGGUCCCCAUCCAAACACGCCCUUAAAACCACCCGAUUAUUACAGGUUCAUCAAGAGUCAUCUGUGGGUUCGACAAACUCCAGCUGUGUUCUCUCUCUUCUGUCAUCACAAUCACACGAUUUAUUACUUACCAAUCCAAUGUCCGAAAACUUCACUUCCUCCAUGGUUUUUGAUCCGUCUCAAAAUAAUCGGGAACUAAAUGAGAUCUCCCAAAAGAGCUAUUUGUGUUCGACAGGUUCAAAGACUGUUGAUUUGGUCGAAUUAUCGUUGUAUCUUCAAAGAGUGGAACAGCAAAAAUGUUACGAAAAAUCGUGUCUUUCGUGACUUGGGUUUUUUUGUUCUUUUUCCCUUUAGGUGAAGUUGUGCAGAAAUUCUUGUUAUUUAUAGGUGGGAAAAUGACUUUGAAUGGAUUUGUAAGAACUACUUGAAUUUACUUGAUCAAAUGGAUCAUCCCCUUAAAACAUGGUUUCUUUA